Molecule: messenger RNA, 797 nt
Organism: Amblyraja radiata (thorny skate)
Lineage: Eukaryota; Metazoa; Chordata; Chondrichthyes; Rajiformes; Rajidae
Product: E3 ubiquitin-protein ligase TRIM39-like
Exons: 3
Coding region: 22-765 (247 amino acids)
Molecular function (GO): protein binding
Source: RefSeq, a predicted model, not a curated record
GGUCACAAGAGGAGGUAGGGCAUGCUUUUGACUGAAACAAUGUAUGUUUUUAUAGUACAGCUAAAAAAAAACAGCGAAUGCUCAGUUUCUAACCAGCUGUUACAUAUUUGCAGGGUUAGUAAUGAAGCCAACCCAAUGUGUGUGGUAGAAGGUGUGAUGCCGAUUGAAAAGUUUGAUCUCACUUUUUUCCACAACAUGGCAUUGAGAGAAACAUCUGAUAUCAUCAAACGAGUCUCCGUCACCCUGGAUGAGGAAACAUCGGGUCUGCAGCUCGAGGUGUCUGAGGAUCGGAAGAGGGUGAGACUGGCCGAGUACUGCAGGAAUCUCCCUGAAACCGAGAAGAGGUUUACAUACCUGGAGUGUGUGCUGGGAUCGGAGGGAUUCACAUCAGGGAGAUAUUACUGGGAGGUGGAGGUGGCGGAGUGUCGUGGCUGGAGUCUGGGGGUCGCCGCAGAGUCUGUGGACAGGGGUGAAGCGGAACCGCUUUCCACGGAGACUGGAGUCUGGAGCAUCGGGCGGCAGGGUGACGACUUUGUUGCAGAUACCGACCAUCCAACCCCUCUCCCCGCCCGUCUCAUCCCCGGGAAGGUGGGAAUUUAUCUCAGUUACGAGUCCGGGACAGUUUCAUUUUACAACGCGGACACCAAGUCCCAUCUCUACACCUUCACUGGGAAUACAUUCACGGAGAAACUUUAUCCUUACUUCUGGAUUUGGGAUGAAAACCAGUGGCUGAUAAUCUGCCUCGGUUCCGCUCCGGGUGUGUAAAAGGGUCGGGUCCCGGGACCAGAUCGGAAGAG